GUGAGAGCUCGCGGGAGGACGUGGUGGCAAACAUCGGCCUCUUCCUGCACCCAUCCAACGUCUACAAGGUGCUGAUCAUCAGCUAUGAGACCUUCCGCCUGCACGCGGAGCGCUUCCAGGUGCCUCAUGCAUGCGACCUGCUGAUGUGCGAUGAGGCCCACCGGCUCAAGAAUGAUGCGACACUCACCAACCGGGCCCUGGACAACCUGCCCUGCAAGCGCCGAGUGCUGCUGUCAGGCACCCCCAUGCAAAACCACCUCGACGAGUUCUUCGCCAUGGUCGACUUUUGUAACCCCGGAGUGCUGGGGCCGCCCGCGCAGUUCCGCCGCUACUAUGAACAGCCCAUCCUGGC
Astrephomene gubernaculifera is the source of this 352-nucleotide messenger RNA. The record is from the annotation of a GenBank genome assembly. Lineage: Eukaryota; Viridiplantae; Chlorophyta; Chlorophyceae; Chlamydomonadales; Astrephomenaceae.